AUGCGUGACUGCAUUUGUGCCAUGUUACUGUUUGCGCUUGUUAAGGGAGCGUUCGGAGUAGAGGAAGACACUGCUCCAUGCGAGAUGCUGGGGAGCCCAGAGUUUCCUCUGCUGUCUAAGGAAGGGGAUAUUACUAUUGGAGGAGCUUUUUCCAUCCACAGCCAAAUCUCGAAGCCUUCUCUUUCUAUAACAGAUCCUCCAGAAACUCUCACGUGCUCCAGGAUAAAUUUCAGAGAAUUUCGUUUUGCCCAAACAAUGAUAUUUGCCAUUGAGGAGAUUAACAAUAGCAGCUUUCUGCUGCCUAAUGUCUCAAUUGGUUAUAAGGUGUUUGACAGCUGUGGCUCAACACUACCUUCAACACGCGCAGUGAUGGGUCUAAUAAAUGGACAGGAGAGGACUUUGGGAAAAACCUGCUCAGGUCAAUCAUCUGUUCAUGUUAUCAUCGGAGCCUCUGAGUCCUCCUCGACCAUUGUGAUGCUGCAGAUUUCAGGGAUAUUCCAAAUACCAGUGAUUAGCCACUUUGCCACCUGUGCCUGUCUGAGCAACAGAAAGCAGUACCCCUCCUUCUUCAGAACCAUCCCCAGCGACUAUUACCAGAGCAGAGCCCUGGCAAAACUCGUGAAGCACUUCGGAUGGACCUGGGUCGGGGCAGUCCGAAGUGACAAUGACUACGGCAACAAUGGCAUGGCGACAUUCAUCACAGCUGCGAGCCAGGAGGGGGUUUGUGUUGAGUAUUCAGAGGCCAUUUCGAGGACAGACUCUAGUGAGCAGGUUGCAAGGGUGGUCAGAGUGAUCAGUAGUGGCACUGCGAGGGUUUUAGUUGCCUUUCUUGCCCAGAGCGAGAUGGACAUUCUGCUUGAGGAAGCUCUGAAGCAGAACUUGACUGGGAUACAGUGGGUAGGCAGUGAAUCCUGGAUUACAGCUGGUCAUUUGGCUAAUAAGAGAUUUUCUGGCAUACUGACAGGGUCUCUGGGCUUCACCAUCAGAAAGACUAAGAUCAAAGGCCUGCAAGAGUUUCUUUUUCAGGUUAACCCAAGUCAGGAUCCACAGAACAACCUGCUGAGAGAGUUCUGGGAAGCAACCUUUGGCUGCAGUUUCCGAUCAGGUCCGUACGGUCAGAGUCCGUGCUCUGGCUCUGAGAAACUACAGGACAUUAAGAAUCCUUUCACAGAUGUGUCAGAGCUUAGAAUAUCUAACAAUGUGUACAAGGCCGUGUAUGCCAUAGCUCACGCCAUGCACACCAUGCUAAAAUGUGGGCAAAGUCGCGAUGCUGCGAAUCAGUCGUGCAUGUGGAAGAACUAUAUCGAGCCAAAACAGAUCGUGAAGCAUCUCCAAGAUGUGAAUUUCACCCUUCAGUCGGGAGAGAGAGUGUAUUUUGAUGGGAAUGGAGACCCUGCAGCGACGUACGAGCUGGUGAACUGGCAGAGAAACCAAGCAGGAGACGCUGUGUUUGUGGCUGUGGGGAGCUACGAUGCUUCGCUACCAGAUGGAAAGCAGUUUACCAUGAACGGAAUAAACAUAACAUGGGUUACUGGAUCUCAGGAGAGGCCAGCGUCGGUCUGCAGUGAGAGCUGUUUGCCCGGUUUUCGGCAGGCCGUGAUUAAAGGCAAACCCAUCUGCUGUUUCUCCUGUAUCCCCUGCACCGCUGGGGAGAUCAGCAACUCUAGCAAUUCUGCAACGUGUUCACGCUGUCCACUGGAGUAUUGGUCAAAUGAAAAUAACGACCAGUGUGUUCCAAAGGUGAUCGAGUUCCUGUCUUAUGGAGAAACCAUGGGGGCACUGCUCGCUGCUUUCUCAUUGUUCGGAGCGAUUUUAACGCUGGCAGUGUCGUUUGUCUUCUUUCGUUUUCACCACACACCUCUUGUCAAAGCCUCUAACUUUGAGCUGAGCUUCCUGCUGCUCCUCUCCUUAACUCUGUGUUUCCUGUGUUCUCUCACUUUCAUUGGCAAGCCCACCGAGUGGUCCUGCAUGCUGCGCCACACAGCUUUUGGCAUAACCUUUGCCCUGUGCAUGUCAUGUAUCUUGGCUAAAACUAUAGCUGUGGUGGUAGCCUUUAAGGCCAAAAGGCCAGCGAACACGGUUCCUCUGUGCUCUCUUCCGCUACAGAGAACAAGUGUUGUUAGCUGUACUUUACUGCAGGUCUUCAUUUGUGUGGGAUGGUUAACUGUUGCCCCUCCAUUCCCCUACAAAAACACAGCUCACGCCACUGAGAGAAUUAUUCUGCAGUGUCAUUUAGGUUCUCCGAUUGGCUUCUGGGCUGUGCUGGGGUAUAUAGGACUGUUGGCUGUGCUAUGCUUCGUCCUCGCGUUUCUCGCAAGAAAACUGCCUGAUAAUUUUAACGAAGCCAAGUUUAUCACCUUCAGCAUGCUCAUAUUCAGUGCAGUGUGGAUCACUUUCAUCCCAGCGUACGUCAGCUCUCCUGGGAAGCUCGCCGUAGCUGUGGAGAUAUUUGCCAUUCUGGCCUCAAGUUAUGGGCUGUUUUUCUGCAUAUUUGCUCCAAAAUGUUACAUUUUAAUUCUGAAACCAGAGAGAAAUACAAAAAAACAUAUGAUGGGGAGAAACUAGUCAAAAGAAAAAUCAAUUAUUAUAUAGAAUGUCUGAGUAGCUAUGUUUAUUUUUUUUGAAAGACUGAUGAGAAUAUGACAUUACAGACCAUGAGCAAAAAUCUGUCCAUCACUGGUGAUGCUGGAAAAAGUUGUAUAUAG
This is a messenger RNA of Mugil cephalus (flathead mullet), 2705 nucleotides long. Its product is annotated as extracellular calcium-sensing receptor-like. The record is from RefSeq and is a predicted model, not a curated record. Gene Ontology annotation, biological process: G protein-coupled receptor signaling pathway. Gene Ontology annotation, cellular component: membrane. Bases 1 to 2565 code for a protein of 854 amino acids. NCBI's taxonomy places the organism in Eukaryota, Metazoa, Chordata, Actinopteri, Mugiliformes, Mugilidae. The transcript is spliced from 6 exons. Gene Ontology annotation, molecular function: G protein-coupled receptor activity.